UACCGCGCUCUUUUCACCCGGAAGAGGAAGAACAAAGGAGACGCACAGUGGAGGCUGUGCAGUAGAGUGCUCGAUCUUUUUUCUCUUUCGUUAUUUCGUGAAUACAUCAGGUUUCCAGUUUAUUAUCUGCAGGAGUUUUCAGUCUAGCAGGUAAAGAUGUCGGUCGUGCAGCCCAGUCGCUCUUCCACUGGCUGGCCGCGCCGCGGCGGAGAGCAGUUCGGGAGCAAAUACAUCAGCGGGCCCGCAAAACCGCUCACCCUGGAACGGACCAUUAACCUAUAUCCUCUCACUAACUACACGUUCGGAACCAAAGAGCCUCUGUAUGAGAAAGACAGCUCCGUGGCUGCCAGGUUCCAGAGGAUGCGCGAAGAGUUCGAUAAGAUGGGCAUGCGUCGGACAGUAGAGGGCGUCCUCAUCGUCCACGAGCACAGGCUGCCUCACGUGCUGCUUCUGCAGCUGGGCACGACGUUCUUCAAGCUGCCUGGUGGGGAACUGAAUCCUGGAGAAGAUGAGGUGGAGGGUCUGAAACGUUUGAUGACCGAGAUUCUUGGGCGGCAGGACGGGGUGAAGCAGGACUGGGUGAUAGAUGACUGUAUCGGAAACUGGUGGCGUCCCAACUUUGAGCCUCCACAGUACCCGUAUAUUCCAGCUCACAUCACUAAACCUAAGGAGCAUAAAAAGCUCUUCUUGGUUCAGCUGCAGGAGAAAGCAUUAUUCGCCGUUCCCAAAAACUAUAAGCUGGUAGCUGCUCCGUUGUUUGAACUGUACGACAACGCUCCUGGAUACGGACCAAUUAUUUCCAGUCUACCACAGCUACUCAGCAGGUUCAACUUUAUCUACAACUAACCUGAACAGCAGUGUGGCUGUCUCUGUGAGUGCAGCCAGAAGCGUUGUGCUGAAAAGGACUUCAUCUCUGGUUUAUCUUUUACAAAACAAACACCUGUCAUGUCUGGUAAAUGGAAAGGUUACAGGGAUGUUACUGCUAUUGUCAGGAGAAAAUCAUAAUGUAUGAGUUUUUGUUUUAUUUUUUAAACUUGUGAAACUGCAACUUUUUGUAGUAUGCAGGCCUCUAUUCCAGAAUCUGGUUUUAUGUUUGCCCAAAGGAUGCCAAUGUUUGAUUAAAAAAAAUUACAACAUUGUGUUUCCUGUUGUUUUAACCUGUAACAAUUCUGUCUUUUUAAAAAUAAAGCUGUGUUUUGAGUA
Messenger RNA from Girardinichthys multiradiatus, 1203 nucleotides. RefSeq names its product nudix hydrolase 21 (gene nudt21). The transcript is spliced from 7 exons. Bases 157 to 846 code for a protein of 229 amino acids. The record is from RefSeq and is a predicted model, not a curated record. NCBI's taxonomy places the organism in Eukaryota, Metazoa, Chordata, Actinopteri, Cyprinodontiformes, Goodeidae. Gene Ontology annotation, cellular component: mRNA cleavage factor complex. Gene Ontology annotation, molecular function: mRNA binding.